This is a messenger RNA of Aspergillus welwitschiae, 817 nucleotides long. Its product is annotated as MAPEG family protein. The record is from RefSeq and is a predicted model, not a curated record. The coding region runs from base 98 to 556 and encodes 152 amino acids. Gene Ontology annotation, molecular function: glutathione peroxidase activity; glutathione transferase activity. Lineage: Eukaryota; Fungi; Ascomycota; Eurotiomycetes; Eurotiales; Aspergillaceae. The transcript is spliced from 3 exons. Gene Ontology annotation, cellular component: membrane; nuclear envelope; endoplasmic reticulum.
UAUAAAUCGAACUACUUUCGGCAUCUUCUAGACUUCCUAAUACCGCCUAGUCAUAGCAGAUUCAAGCUGAGAACACCACAAGUAAAUAUCACCCAUCAUGCUUACCCUGACCGUUCCCGAAAACUACGGCUCCGUCAUUGCCGUCGCUCUGGGUGCCAUCCCCGUCCUGAGCUUCGUCCAUGGCGCCGUCGUGUCUCGUCUCCGCAAGGAAGCUGAUUGCCCCUACCCUCACUGCUAUGCGACCGUAGAGCAGUGCAAGACCAACCCCAAGGCCGAGCAGUUCAACUGCGCUCAGCGCGCUCAUGCCAACUUCCUUGAGAACUCCAGCCAAACUAUGCUCUUCCUCCUGGUAGCUGGACUGAAGUACCCCCAGUUGGCGACUGGCCUCGGAAGCAUCUGGGUCCUCGGUCGCUCACUGUUCCUUUACGGAUACGUGUACUCCGGCAAGCCGCGGGGUCGCGGUCGUUUGUACGGCAGCUUCUACUUGCUUGCACAGGGAGCUCUCUGGGGCUUGACGUCUUUCGGAGUUGCGAGGGAGUUGAUUUCCUACUUUUAAGUUUGGACUGAAUCCGUAGGUGUGAUUGAGGUGAUUGGCGAUGUUGGCUAUACCAGCUAUAUGUAAUAAUCUCUACUGUAUACUACUAUUCAACGCAUUUUACUAUGCGUGCUGCUAGGGUCGGCAAUGACAAUGGCAAUCUGACUGACGUGGUCUAUUUCUCCAUGUGCUGCAGGGAAUACGAGCUCCAAUGGACCUCGGGAGUGGCACAGUCAAUGGCAAGGAAACUCCGCCUUUGCAGGUGUGGCUGAACCCCACGGG